This is a messenger RNA of Hibiscus syriacus, 1893 nucleotides long. Its product is annotated as DExH-box ATP-dependent RNA helicase DExH6-like. Gene Ontology annotation, molecular function: RNA binding. The record is from RefSeq and is a predicted model, not a curated record. NCBI's taxonomy places the organism in Eukaryota, Viridiplantae, Streptophyta, Magnoliopsida, Malvales, Malvaceae. Gene Ontology annotation, cellular component: intracellular anatomical structure. The transcript is spliced from 4 exons. The coding region runs from base 1 to 1602 and encodes 533 amino acids.
AUGGGAAAGAAGAAGACCCCCAUAGAGGAAACCUCUGUAAUCCGAAUAACCAAGAUACUUGAGAAGUUUAAGGACGCAGAAGAUGAAGCUUUUGAGUGUAUUUUCUGGUUGUUUUCAAGGUAUAUACGAUUGGUGAAAUUGCUUGACCCGGAUUGUAAAGUAGAGGACUUCUUGCAAAAGACAUUGGACCCUCCUGUUUCUGAAGCUGUACGUAAUGCAGUUAGAGUGCUUCAAGAUAUUGGGGCAUUUCCGCAAGAUGAGGAACUGACGGAACUUGGAGAGAAGCUUGGUUAUCUUCCUGUUCAUCCAUUGACAUGCAAGAUGCUUUUCUUUGCGAUAUUGAUGAAUUGCCUUGGUCCAGCUUUGACACUAGCAUGUGCUUCAGACUUCAAGGAUCCAUUUGUCCUUCCCAUGCGACCGAAUGAAAGGCAGAAGGCUGCUGCUGCCAGGCAUGAGCUUGCAGCACUGUAUGGUGGCCAAAGUGAUCAGCUGGCAAUCAUAGCUGCUUUCGAGUGCUGGAAGAAUGCAAAAAGAAAGGGUCUAGAAGGACGUUUUUGUUCACAAUACUUCGUCUCUUCAAGCACUAUGAAUUUGCUGUUUGGCAUGCGGAAGCAGCUUCAGGGUGAACUAAUACGGCACGGAUUUAUUCCUGAUAAUGUCUCUAGCUGUAGUCUAAAUGCAAAUAACCGUGGAAUACUCCAUGCGGUCCUUGUGGCUGGUUUGUAUCCAAUGGCUGGGAGGGUACUCCCACCAAAACUGAGUAAACGAAUGAUUAUAGAGGCUGCCAAUGGCUCUAAAGUUCGGUUAAACACUCGUUCAGUUAAUUCAAAGUUAUCACCCAAGCAAUCAGAUUAUUUGAUUAUGUAUGAUGAAAUAACCCGUGGGGAUGGGGGUGUGUUCAUAAGAAACUGUACUGUUAUUGGACCACUUCCAUUGUUAUUUCUUGCUACAGAGAUUGCAGUGGCUCCUAUAAAAGGCAAUGUUUAUGGUGAAGAUUAUGGCGAUGACGAUGAUGAUGGAAGUGAUGAUGUUGAUGCGUGCAAUACUGAUGGAGACAUUUCUGCGGUUAGUAAGUCCAGUGGAAAAGAAGAAAAGGUCUUGUCCUCGCCCGAUAAUUCCGUUAUGGUGGUUGUUGAUCGGUGGCUAUCAUUCAAAUCAACAGCACUUGAUGUUGCUCAAAUCUACUGCUUGAGAGAGCGAUUAUCGGAAGCUAUCUUAUUCAUGGUAAAUCAUCCAGGCAAAGUUCUUCCUCCUGCUCUUGGGGCAUCUGUAUAUGCGAUAGCUUGCAUUCUAUCUUACGAUGGGUUAUCAGGCAUCCCAGAGCCAGCAGAAUCUGUACAUUCUCCGACUUCGAAGGUGCAUUCUACUGAUAUCAAUAAACAUAUGCCAGGGAUGGAAGAUGCGAGUCGUAGUCCGAGCAGGUUCCUUUUAUCACUUGUGAAACGAAGCCCCUAUGACCACAUAGCUUUCCAGAAAGCUGCUAAGGUCCCUGAAGACGGGGAUGUAACAAAUGGAGAUGAGCCCUUAAGUUGCAAGCAGCAGUCACCUGUAAGGCCAGUCAGAACGAGGGUAGAUCAAGCUGCAUCACAGGACCCUGUAUAGGUUGCCUGUAGUACAGGUGCUUCUAAAUUACAGAGCUCCGCCGGGGACGAUUCUUGCAAGCGGCAACGAGGGAAGAGGUCUAUGUCAAGGCAGUGAAUGGUAAAACAUAUUUUGGAAACAAAGAGGGGGUAAAUCGUGGAUUAUGCCCAUAGUUUUGAGGGUUUUGCAUUUUCAUACAAGGCAUCCUUUGUUGAGUCAUUUUCUGAGUUACAAGCUGACGUAUAAGUUGCAUGAACUAGGGAAGGGAAUAUUACUACUAACCUUUGUCAUCCCAUCAGCUGUGUUAUGUGA